UUCCGGUGACUGGCAGAAAGAAGCGGAAAUGCAAAGCUGCUGUGUAAUUGUACAGCGGAGCCGCUGAAAGAUAUCUUUCGUGCGAUAGAAACUAGUUAACCGUUGUAAAAAUGCCGGAUUAUUUAGGAGAUGACCAGAGGAAGAUUAAAGAGGAAGAAAAGGACGACGGUCCCAUUAGAGCUCUGGAUGAAGGAGACAUCGCACUGUUAAAGACAUAUGGUCAGAGCACCUACUCCAGACAGAUCAAACAAGUAGAGGAUGACAUCCAACAGCUGCUCAAAAAGAUCAAUGAGCUCACAGGAAUCAAGGAGUCAGACACUGGUUUGGCCCCACCAGCUCUCUGGGACCUGGCUGCUGAUAAACAGACUCUGCAGAGUGAACAACCACUACAGGUGGCAAGAUGCACAAAGAUCAUCAACGCAGACUCAGAGGACCCCAAAUACAUCAUCAAUGUGAAGCAGUUUGCCAAGUUUGUGGUGGACCUGAGUGACCAGGUGGCUCCUACGGACAUUGAGGAAGGCAUGAGGGUCGGGUGAGUCA
Messenger RNA from Cynoglossus semilaevis (tongue sole), 540 nucleotides. Its product is annotated as 26S proteasome regulatory subunit 7-like. Bases 111 to 536 code for a protein of 141 amino acids. The record is from RefSeq and is a predicted model, not a curated record. The transcript is spliced from 5 exons. Lineage: Eukaryota; Metazoa; Chordata; Actinopteri; Pleuronectiformes; Cynoglossidae.